Molecule: messenger RNA, 546 nt
Organism: Spinacia oleracea (spinach)
Lineage: Eukaryota; Viridiplantae; Streptophyta; Magnoliopsida; Caryophyllales; Amaranthaceae
Product: KIN17-like protein
Exons: 1
Coding region: 1-546 (181 amino acids)
Biological process (GO): DNA damage response; DNA replication
Cellular component (GO): nucleus
Molecular function (GO): double-stranded DNA binding
Source: RefSeq, a predicted model, not a curated record
AUGGUGGAUAAAUUAACCGGUCUUCGUCCGCAGGAAUUUUCGAAUAAAAUAAAAUCGAAAAGAUUUGGAAAGCUAAGGUUUAAUUGCGGGAUUUGUGAAAAGCAAUGCAGUGACAAUAAUGAAUAUAAAUCCCAUUGUAUGAGUGAAAGUCACUUGAAUCAAUUGCAAAUUUGUGAUGAAAUUAAUUGGGAGGAGUAUGUUGAAAAGUCAUCUCAGGAAUUUGAGGAUGGUUUUUUAGAGUUUAUGAGACUCAAUCAUGGAGGUAGCCGUGUCGCUGCGAGGGUCGUUUAUAAUGAGUAUCUCUCUGAUGAGGAGCAUGUUAGCCAGUGGAGUCGUUUGAAGGGUUUGAAGGAUUUUGUGGUGGAUUUGGGUGUGACAGGGAAGUGUAAGGUGGAGUUCAGCGAAAACGAGUGGUUUAUCACUUAUAUUGUUAGGGAUUCCAAGGCUAAGGGAAUGAAUGAAAUUGCUUCUGUUGAUGUUUCCAAGGAAAAUGGGAUGCAGAAUGAAUCGGGUUCUUCAUCAACAGGUUCCAUAGGUCCAACAUGA